AUGCCUACCAUCACUAUAAAAGACAGCACAGCCUUCCAAGUCCUCUAUUUUCUGCUGAGCAGCAGCCAGUUGGUCUUGCUGCCUCCCACGUUUUUCAAUGGCCUCCAGACUUCCCUGGAAGGCCUCAUGGACACUCCGUUCCAGGGCUUCCCGAGACACAGAUGGCGUGGUACCGGCUGGCGCCAUGCUGUGAGACCGUGGACGGCUACUGAAGUGACCAACCACUGUCACAAGCUGGUCAUUCCAGAGGGACUGCCCGAUAAGAAACCGUUGGCCGAAGGGAUUCCAUAUUAUCCUCUCGCUGACUACUUUUCUCUGAACUCCCUCAAUCUGUGGUGCCGCGAUGGUAUCCACUUGUCUGACAACCACGGUAUGCAAAUCCUGAAGGAACUGAUUUGGGUGUUUUCCUAUCAGUUCAUGGAGUCCUCAGCACCAAAGCCACUGGUGCAGAGUCAGAGAACUCCUCCCUAUCAACCGAGGUUUGUGCCCCGUGUGGUUGUGAAGGGAGAGGAGCAUUCUCGACCUGCUUCUCCGCUACCUACUGAAUGGAUGCUCGUGAGAUCUGGCAGGAAGAGGAACUACUCGGGAGAAUCAGACGAUUCACCCAAGGAAAGAGUGGUUCAUUGCCAGAGGGACCACACUCCGCAACGUGUAGCGGCUGUAACGCAGUGUGCCAUCCCGUCCAAUCCUGUCCGUUUCUCACCCGCUAUUUUGGUUGCCAUGGAAACAGUUUCUCCAUCGGCCCUUUCAGAUGUUCGCACAGGCACCGAGACAAAGCCUGUGGAACAUACAAAAAAACCACCUGUCUCAAAGCUGAGGCUUGUGAGACAGAAGGUUGUACUCAAGUGA
This is a messenger RNA of Poeciliopsis prolifica (blackstripe livebearer), 849 nucleotides long. RefSeq lists its product as uncharacterized. Bases 1 to 849 code for a protein of 282 amino acids. The record is from RefSeq and is a predicted model, not a curated record. The transcript has 11 exons. Lineage: Eukaryota; Metazoa; Chordata; Actinopteri; Cyprinodontiformes; Poeciliidae.